Molecule: messenger RNA, 1773 nt
Organism: Symbiodinium sp. CCMP2592
Lineage: Eukaryota; Dinophyceae; Suessiales; Symbiodiniaceae
Source: the annotation of a GenBank genome assembly
AUGGGCUCAUGGCUGAGGAGGCUUCUCCUGGUAUGCGCUUGGAUCUGCACCGCGCAUGGUGCAGGGAAGCGGAGGUCAAAGCCGCACAUUUUAUUCCUCAUGGUUGACGAGAUGGACGGCAGACUUCUGGACCAGGAAUCUCCACAGGUGAAGCUUCCACUGAAGCACUUGACGGCAUUAGCCAAGAGAGGUGCCCAGUUCGCCAACACCUACUCUUCAUCACCACUGUGCGUCCCUGCACGUGCAUCCAUGCUCACUGGCAGAUCCGUCUCACAAAUUCGGGUGUGGGACAACUUCCUUGGCAUUGCUCGUGUAAACGGCUCCCGCACGAACGUCGACCAGCGCUGCGUUGACGCCUUUUCUCUCGAGGAGUGUCGGACCUUCGCGGCGAAGCAGAACACCACUGGCACCUUCAUAGACGUGCUGAGAGACCAUGGCUACAACAUUACGAUGUGGGGUAAGGUACACGCUGGGGCAGGAAUGGAUCAGCUUGGGAACUAUGACGUCGAUGCCUUCAAGGGCGCGAGUCAACUCGGACAAGCGGCGCGCGCUUGGACACGGGCCACAGGCGUGGUGCGAAAAUCCCAGAAUCCGACGAAGUGGCUCCAUCGUCCAACCGGCCUCAGAGCCCCUGCCCCGGGUCACCACGACUAUGACACAGCCGAGAUGUGCACCCAACUGCUGCAAGCUGGGCUCUUCCACUCCUCCACGCCUCAGUUUCUGUACUGCUCCUUUACCAUCCCGCACCCGCCCUACCAAACCAACUCCACCUACUUCUUCGCGGUGCCUCCGCUUGGCGACCUGGCAGUACCCAAGUAUGUCAGCGAAGAAGAGAUGCACCCUGCGGACGUCUAUGCUGCGAAGGCGAAGGGCACCUGGGGCCUGGAUGAAGUGCGACCGGCGCUGAUCGAAAACUUUCGACGGAUCUACUUCGCGAUGUGCGUGGAGACGGAUAAGCUCCUGGGUCAGAUUUUGGCAGCAUUGCGGAAAAGUGGAAGCGACAAAGAUGCUUACGUGGUGAUGCUGUCAGAUCAUGGGGAUCAUGCGCUGGAGAAUCGACAGUGGCAGAAGAGCUCUAUGUUGGAGGGCUCUGUGCGGGUUCCAUUCAUUCUGGCCGGUCCGGGAGUUCGGCCGAGGAGGAUCCACCAGGUGGCUUCACUCCACGACGUUUAUCCCACGAUCCUAGACAUUGCCGGCAUUCCGCCCAGGGAGAAGCAUCUCAUUGGCGAGUCCCUGUUGCCGGCAGCGCAGGGCCACGGCAGGAAGAAGUUUCAUGUGGUCGCCGAGUACCAUGACUCGUAUUCCAGGACUGGGAUGUACAUGGUACGGCAGGGGGAUCUCAAGUACAUCUAUCACGCCCCGCUGCUCAGCGGUGAGCAGUGGCCACCACAGCUCUUCAACCUGUCGGUCGACCCCUGGGAACGGGCCAACAUAGCCAAAGACCACCCGAAGAUGGUGCAGCACCUCCAAGGGAUCCUCCGAAGUGAAAUUGAUAUCAAUGCUGCCGAUGCCGCGAAGAAGGCCUACGACAAGGAAAUGUUCUUGAAGUAUGUCUACUCCAAGAAGUCUGGCCCUGCGGGGUGCUUUGCUGCGAUGGAGUUGGCCCAUCCCGGGUUCGACGCCUACGAUGCGCACACAGUUGAGCAGUGGCUGGGACAGCGCUGCUGCCAAGUGAGGCCGGGCAGGCGCCAGCGAGGCGCCAAGUACCACACCCUGGAGUGCCCGAAUGGGGAGAGCCCCAGUGCGGCAAGCGAAGUAGGCGACGCAGUCUAG